This is a messenger RNA of Girardinichthys multiradiatus, 3288 nucleotides long. RefSeq names its product zinc finger protein 740b (gene znf740b). Bases 252 to 1058 code for a protein of 268 amino acids. The transcript is spliced from 6 exons. The record is from RefSeq and is a predicted model, not a curated record. Gene Ontology annotation, cellular component: nucleus. Gene Ontology annotation, biological process: regulation of transcription by RNA polymerase II. Gene Ontology annotation, molecular function: DNA-binding transcription factor activity, RNA polymerase II-specific; RNA polymerase II cis-regulatory region sequence-specific DNA binding. Lineage: Eukaryota; Metazoa; Chordata; Actinopteri; Cyprinodontiformes; Goodeidae.
CACAUGUUCCUCCGUCUGACCAAUCAGAGCUCCAGGGAGCACUUCCGGUGAUAGUAUUUCCUGUCAGUGUUUGUAAACUGAGAAAAAUUGGAACCACGACAAGAAAUAAUAAUCUUAAACGCUAUAAAUCGAGAGGGUUUGGCCCCUGAUGAAUUGGGGGGGGACUGUGGUCUCUCCUGUCACCCCCUCAUCCUGAGUGAAGCCCCCCCACCCUCUGUUCCCUCAAACACACACGCAUUCAAACCACGGCGAUGACACACCAUUCCAACAAUUCAGUUCGAGACCAUAUGAAAUGGGCUGGGUUGCUGGGCUGCGAGGCAGUGUUGUCCAGCAUGGCCCUGAUGCAAGCCAACAAUAUCCCAGCCCAGAAGAAGAUGAUGUCAUCCUCGGGUCAUGGCCACAGGUCCAGUCCCGAGGGCCACCAGACACACUCGCAGCACAGCCUCAACCAUCAUGGGCACCAAGUUCACCAUGGGCAAGGCCACCACAGCCACAUGGGACACGCUUCAGAUGGGAGUUGUCCACCGCUGUUAAUCCGGAAAGAUGGGGAAUAUCACACGUCGAGGAUUACUGAUGGGAAGGACGUCCAGACAAACCAGAAUUUGCAGCCCAAGAAGAAGCACAAAAAGUCGUCCCACAAAGUAAAGGAGAAAGUGGAGUUGUUUAGUCCACACAUGGAUAUGGAUGACGACAGUUCCUUAAGAGUUCAGAAGAACUUCAUCUGCGAUCACUGCUACGGUGCUUUCAGGAGCAGCUACCACCUCAAACGACAUAUUCUCACACAUACAGGGGAAAAGCCAUAUGCUUGUGAUGCAUGCGAUAUGCGGUUCAUUCAGCGGUACCACCUGGACAGACACAAGAGAGUGCACAGCGGAGAGAAGCCGUACCAGUGUGAUCGAUGCCAUCAGAACUUUUCACGGACUGACAGGUUGCUGAGACACCGGCGGCUGUGCACAGCUGGCGUGGGCAAAGAGGAAAACCAGUACUCCCAGGAUGCAUCUGCCCAUCCAGCUUCCUGGAGUCCCCUCCACCCCUCCAACAGCCGCUUGACUGUUUAACAUCAGCCUCCUAACACCAGCCUGGAGCUUCAUCACGUCACUCACUGGAGUUUUUUCUCUAAAAGUAAUCUUAGCUAGAGACAGCCAAACUGUAGUUUUCUCUCAACAACUCAUGAUAUUUGAGUUUUGUUCGUCUCAUACACGAGCAAAAGGAGAUGGUCUGAUUUGGACAUACGGUUGUGGCAGUAAGUGAACUGAAAAAGACACCGCUAGGUACUCUGCAACGUUGCAACUUUUAGAUCUUUUGACCGACAGUCAACCCCACACAUGCUUGCCACUGUUCAAGGACAUGUUACUGAAGGACACACCAUGCAACAUUUAAGUAUAUUUUAGUGCAAAAUCAUAUAUCAGUCAUAAAUGCACUACAGUUGAUAAGAAAAAGCUUAUAGCAGGUUUCUGAUGUAUCCCUCAGAGUAAAUUAUUCAAAUCAGUUCAUUUACACUUAUCUAAAAGAGCGAAAUCCAAGACAGUUUGUUAUUUUAAUGCAAACAGAAGAUUUCCAUUUUCACCCAAAUAGCUCAAAAAUAGAGCUGCACAAUUUAUCACGAAUAUAUUGCGGCAGUGUCAGUGUCUGCAGUAUUAUUAUCACAAAUAAUUUGGAAUGCAAUAUAACUAAAUCCAAGGUUAUGUGAAUGCAUUCUUUGUAUCCCAAUCCAAUAUUCAACACAGUGGAUGGAUUCUCACUGCAUUUGGUGCCCAAACCUGACUCCAGACUCUCCACUGUGGGUUCAUUACUGGUUUUUCUUCCAUCUGAACAGAAUUUCCAAGAGACCUCCCACAUACCAAGGCAAUCUCUCAUGUGCGUUUUCUCUGCGAGGUCUAAAACCAAGGCAUUUACGUAGACCACCUCCCCUGAUGCCCAGCAGCUCUUCCAAAACUACAAAUCUACAAAUGACAUAUUCACCAAAAACACAACAGUGGCACUAAUUUCUCAUAACAUCCACUACUAGCCCAAACUCGCUUCUUAAUUUGCUAAUCCUCCAUCUGUGACACUAAGAAAAAACAGCUGCACAACCCCAGCUGUGUAAAAGGAUUUAAUCUGAAAAACACUAACGUCUGAUUAAUCUUGUUAUUAGUCCAGUUGGAGCGCCUAUUGCCACACGUACAGAUUGACUUUGUUUGUAUGUCACACUGUCAGAGCAACUAGAUGGCUCACAGGUGUUAUUGGGAACCAGAUGAUUUGACGCCAGUGAUUCCAGGCGGUCUGCAGUAACUGCACAGAGAAUUUGUUACAAAAUCUUGAGUUUCUCCAAAGUGCUUCCUUUAAGUAGCCCCCCACCUCCACCCAACCCCUCAAUGUAAAUCCAUGAGGUUUACUGUCUCUGUUAGUAGACACUGCUGUCUUGUUUUUCCUGUUUGUUAACCAGAGGUUCCUGUGAGUUCCAGACUCUCGUCCUCAAUAAAGGCAUUUAGCUUAGUAAGAUUGAACCUAGGAGGCAUCAGUGUUGGAACAGGUGCCGGUCCUAUGUAGUAUUUCAGUAUGGGUUAUUUUCUCUGCUGGUUCCUGCUCAUGGUCUUAGCGCAGAUCAAAUUAAAUAGUUAAAGACAUAAAUUCAUCCAUAUAAUUUAAAUUUUGACCUCUGCCUGACUGAAUGUUACCUGAUUACAGUGCCAUUUCAUUUUACGGCCCCUUUAACCUUAAGCGUCUUCAGUGAAGAUGGAGAACUGCUUCAGACAGGACUGUAAUCACUGGGCCGAAGAUGUGGGUUUUAACAGUUAUGUAGACUAAAAUGUUGUAAUAGUUAGGUAACUCUGUUGCCAUUAGCAGUGAAGAUUUGAGUUUAGGACACCUCACUUACUUUUUACAGCUUAUGAAGGUAAUAUAAAUAUUUAAAUUGUCUUAGGUGUAGAUAAUAGUGUUUGUUGGGCCUAAACUCCAAAAGUGAAUUAGAGUUUUUAAAGGGGGGAAAUCUGUAGUCCCAUGAUUUCCUGAAAGUAAAAGCAACCAUCCGUAAAAUAUCAGUUACACAACCGUUAAGUUUUAUUUUUUUUGCAUGUAUUUGUGUAAUAAGCUUGUAUAGAUUUUUUUUUUUCUUUGGUUAAAAUAUUUUUUCUUGAAUAAAUACUUUCAGCAUUUGCCAUGUCAAACUUGAAAGGAAGUCAGUUUUGGCUCACAGUAAAGGUUUUUGUUUUGUUCUUGUCGUUUUUAAGCAGUAAAAGCUGUUCAUGUACUCUGCAACAAAAGUAUUCACGGAUGUUAACUUUAUGUCAAUAAAGAUUUCUUAUUUUA